AAUUGGCCAGUGUGUGGUGCUCUGCCUCCAAGCUGGUUUCUGAUUGGCCUGCUGGUGCUGUGGUGCAGCUGCGGAUGCCUUCCUUUAAGAGGCAGUCUAGAGUCUAGACUGCUGCGCUGUGGCCGCAACAUCGACUCUCUCUCUCUCUCUCCUCUCUCUCUCUCCUCUCUUCUCCUCUCUCUCUUCAUCUAUCUAUCUUCAUUCCUCUCACUGCAUGUUGAUCUGAUCCCUGUCUUUGUGUAUUCUGUCCCUUUCUCCUCUGUUCCCUCUCUUUCUGAUGUGAGGAGACUGCAUGCUGAAGAUGAGGGAAGGGUGUAGAUGGGACUGUCUCAGCUCUGAGCCAUGGAAUGCCCCCUCCGUCCGCCACUAGCCUGCUCUUCUCCACAGACUGACCUCCAGACACUCAGUUAGCGACACGUUGCUCCCCUCCAUCUGAACACAACCAGGAAGGGGAAGAAGUCAGUAGAGCUUCGUACGCACAGAGGAAAGGAUUUACAGCUCCUCUCCAACAUAUUAACAGCUAGCUCACCUUAGUUAGUUUGGCUUAGUUUUCCCUUGUUUUCUCUGUGGAUUUGGGAUUUUUAUUUUUUUAUAGAGAGUCAAGAUGGUGGAUUUACAGGAGUACCUGUGGAUGGUGAUCCUGGGCUUCGUCAUAGCCUUCAUUCUUGCCUUCUCUGUUGGGGCCAACGACGUGGCCAACUCGUUUGGGACGGCGGUGGGGUCGGGGGUGGUGACUCUGAGACAGGCCUGUAUCCUGGCGUCCAUCUUUGAGACGUUGGGUUCCAUGCUGCUUGGAGCCAAGGUGGGGGAGACCAUACGGAAAGGCAUCAUAGACGUCAACCUCUACAACGAGACGGUGCCUGUUCUCAUGGCGGGGGAGGUCAGCGCCAUGGUCGGGUCAGCGAUUUGGCAGCUCAUCGCCUCUUUCCUCAAACUACCCAUCUCCGGGACGCAUUGCAUUGUUGGAUCGACCAUCGGCUUCUCCAUGGUGGCCAUCGGCACCAAGGGUGUCCAGUGGAUGCAGCUGGUCAAGAUUGUUGCGUCCUGGUUCAUCUCUCCCUUGCUGUCUGGACUGAUGUCGGGGUUCCUCUUCUUCCUCAUCAGACACUUCAUCCUCAGUAAGGAUGACCCUGUCCCCAACGGUCUCCGUGCCCUGCCAGUGUUUUACGCCUCAACGAUAGGCAUCAACGCCUUCUCCAUCCUCUACACUGGCGCUCCAUUGCUAGGUCUGGAGAUGUUACCGGUGUGGGCUAUAGCUCUGAUCACGCUGGCGGGGGCUCUGGUCUGUGCUGCCGUGGUCUGGUUCGCUGUCUGCCCCUGGAUGAGACGGAAAAUAACAAGUCGCAUGAAGAAGGAGCACGCUGCCUUGUCACGUAUCUCAGACGAGUCCUUAGAUCAGAUCCCAGAGGAGGAGGAGGACACUCAAGUGUUCAAGGAGCUACCGGGCGCCAAGAUGACGGAUGACGCUGUGCUGCCGUUAACGGGUGGCACCGGAGGAGAGUCGCGGAGAGGAGAGGCCACCGGAGAGCUCAACAGCCUGGCCAAUGGAGGCACUGUCCUGCCCAACGGACGGGUCUACGGGCGGACCCACUCCAUGACCAACGGUACCCUGUCCAUGUCCAAGUCCCCACUGUCCAACGGCAGCUUCACCUUCGGAGGGGAACACAUCCGCAGCGACGGCCAGGUGUACCACACGGUUCACAAGGACUCUGGUCUCUACAAAGACCUGCUCCACAAGAUCCACCUGGGACGACUGGAGGACGACCACUCCGCCCCCACGCCAGACAACAACUACCGCCUGCUGCGUCGCAACAACAGUUACACAUGCUACACGGCCGCCAUCUGUGGCAUGCCGGUCCAGCCGCUGAUCCGCUCUGAGUCUCGCGAGGCCCGAGAGGACAGUGAGAAGCUGGUGGGGGAGGGGGAGAGGUCGGGAAGCGUGUCCUACACCAAGAAGAGGGUCCGUUACGAUAGUUACUCGUCGUACUGUAACGCCGUGGCGGAGGCCGAGAUCGAGGCGGAGGAGGGCGGCGUGGAGAUGAAGCUGGCGUCUGACCUGGGGGGCGAGGAGGCAGGGGCGCCGGGGGCUCCUGUCCCACUGGACGACUCCGCAGAAGAGGAUGAAGGGGAUAAGGACAAACCGACCGUCUACCUGCUCUUCCACUUCCUGCAGAUCCUCACCGCAUGCUUUGGAUCCUUCGCUCACGGAGGCAACGACGUCAGUAACGCCAUCGGCCCGUUGGUGGCGCUGUGGAUGAUCUAUGACCAAGGCGGGGUGAUGCAGGACGCUGCUACCCCCAUCUGGUUGCUGUUCUACGGGGGCGUUGGCAUCUGCUGCGGCCUCUGGGUGUGGGGGCGCCGGGUGAUCCAGACCAUGGGGAAGGACCUCACCCCCAUCACACCUUCCAGUGGAUUCACUAUAGAGCUGGCUUCCGCUCUCACUGUUGUGUUUGCUUCCAAUAUCGGAAUCCCAGUCAGUACCACACACUGCAAGGUGGGCUCGGUGGUAGCGGUUGGCUGGAUCCGCUCCAAGAAGGCGGUUGAUUGGCGGUUGUUCCGUAACAUCUUCCUGGCGUGGUUCGUCACGGUGCCGGUGGCGGGGCUGUUCAGCGCCGCGGUCAUGGCCCUGUUCGUCUACGGCAUCCUCCCUUACGUCUGAGGAAGCGAGGAGAGAGGGAGAAAAGACGAGAUGGAGGGAGAGGGGAUGGUAAAGAACGAGGAGAUGCAACGAAUGAGGCUAGUAGGAGAAAAGAGAUGGAUGGAGUGGUUAAUUAAACUGUCUAGAGGGGAGAAGGAAAGAGUUAGAUUCCACGCUGUCUGGGUUCUGGUCCUGUAGAGGGUUAGAUCACACGCUGCCUGGGUUCUGGUCCUGAAGAGGGUUAGAUCACGCGCUGCCUGGGUUCUGGUCCUGAAGAGGGUUAGAUCACACGCUGCCUGGGUUCUGGUCCUGAAGAGGGUUAGAUCACAUGCUGCCUGGGUUCUGGUCCUGUAGAGGGUUAGAUUCCACGCUGCCUGGGUUCUGGUCCUGUAGAGGGUUAGAUCACACGCUGCCUGGGUUCUAGUCCUGAAGAAGGUUAAGAUCACACGCUGCCUGGGUUCUAGUCCUGAAGAGGGUUAGAUCACACGCUGCCUGGGUUCUAGUCCUGUAGAGGGUUAGAUCACACGCUGCCUGGGUUCUGGUCCUGUAGAGGGUUAGAUCACACGCUGCCUGGGUUCUGGUCCUGUAGAGGGUUAGAUCACACGCUGCCUGGGUUCUGGUCCUGUAGAGGGUUAGAUCACACGCUGCCUGGGUUCUAGUCCUGAAGAGGGUUAGAUCACACGCUGCCUGGGUUCUGGUCCUGUAGAGGGUUAGAUCACACGCUGCCUGGGUUCUGGUCCUGAAGAGGGUUAGAUCACACGCUGCCUGGGUUCUAGUCCUGAAGAGGGUUAGAUCACACGCUGCCUGGGUUCUGGUCCUGAAGAGGGUUAGAUCACACGCUGCCUGGGUUCUAGUCCUGAAGAAGGUUAAGAUCACACGCUGCCUGGGUUCUAGUCCUGAAGAGGGUUAGAUCACACGCUGCCUGGGUUCUAGUCCUGAAGAAGGUUAAGAUCACACGCUGCCUGGGUUCUAGUCCUGAAGAAGGUUAAGAUCACACGCUGCCUGGGUUCUAGUCCUGUAGAGGGUUAGAUCACACGCUGCCUGGGUUCUAGUCCUGAAGAAGGUUAAGAUCACACGCUGCCUGGGUUCUAGUCCUGAAGAGGGUUAGAUCACACGCUGCCUGGGUUCUAGUCCUGAAGAAGGUUAAGAUCACACGCUGCCUGGGUUCUAGUCCUGAAGAAGGUUAAGAUCACACGCUGCCUGGGUUCUAGUCCUGUAGAGGGUUAGAUCACACGCUGCCUGGGUUCUAGUCCUGAAGAAGGUUAAGAUCACACGCUGCCUGGGUUCUAGUCCUGAAGAAGGUUAAGAUCACACGCUGCCUGGGUUCUAGUCCUGAAGAGGGUUAGAUUACAUGGGUUCUGGUCAAGAGACUUGUUGACUUCUAUGCUGAAGGAAUCUUGUUUUAUUUUUUUUUAUUUUUUUUGCAUAAAAAAAACUAAUUUGUUCAAUCUUAUAAAACAACCUGCUGUGCAGAUGCAUAUUACGGACAGACGUGUUACGGACAGACGUGUUACGGACAGAUAUACGUUAACACACUAGGAUUCAACUGU
Oncorhynchus kisutch (coho salmon) is the source of this 4188-nucleotide messenger RNA. Its product is annotated as sodium-dependent phosphate transporter 2. Bases 605 to 2659 code for a protein of 684 amino acids. Lineage: Eukaryota; Metazoa; Chordata; Actinopteri; Salmoniformes; Salmonidae. The transcript has 11 exons. Gene Ontology annotation, molecular function: phosphate transmembrane transporter activity. Gene Ontology annotation, biological process: phosphate ion transmembrane transport. Gene Ontology annotation, cellular component: membrane. The record is from RefSeq and is a predicted model, not a curated record.